Molecule: messenger RNA, 2397 nt
Organism: Serendipita indica DSM 11827
Lineage: Eukaryota; Fungi; Basidiomycota; Agaricomycetes; Sebacinales; Serendipitaceae
Source: the annotation of a GenBank genome assembly
AUGGCCACCCAGCCCGACUCGAACAUUGACCCCAGACAGAAAAUUCUGGCAGAUUUCUUCACUUGUGUCAUCUGUCACGACAUCAUGUCACAUCCAUACACAAUCGUCGAUUGCUUGCACAAGUUUGACAAGGACUGCCUCGCCGAGUAUUGGAAGCAAAGCAAUUGCUGUCCACUCUGCAAGGUCCAAUCCACAAAGGCCAGUCACGACUUUACGGCCCAGGUCAUGAUCGAAAGCGCCUCUGGAAUCUCUGCCCCGCCUCGCGACAACGCGCCCAUCUUCCCAUACGGACUCCUCUCUCUCGGUGCUUCUCGUGGUUUUAGCAAUGAUAUUCUCGAUGAUGGUGACGAGGAAGAAGAGGAAGACGACGACGCACCCAUGGAUUCAUAUCCCGGGAUUCAAUUCUUCCAUCCACCGCCUAGAGUUGGAGGAGAUUUAAUCUUCCCGUGCGAAUCUUGUCCGCGCGGCAAUAGCACUGGAUACGAAUGUCCCUGGCCCAUCCCUAUGCCGAGCGCUGAGCAGAUUAAUGCUGAGUCCCAGCGCCUUGGUGUGCCAAUUCGUGCUCCUACCAUGGGAGAGCCUCGUGCUCCGUUACCUGAAGACGAUGAUGGGCAAUGUGAUGGAUGCUCUCUCUAUGUUCCACGCAACUAUCCUGCAAACAUUCGGGGUAUUUCUCUCUUUCCUGCGAAUGACCUUCACUACAAGGGCGAUACUGUCUACGAUAUCGCCGAGGGGUUUCCUUUCAACGUCCUGAGAAACCGAGAGGAGAUGUCACGAUUCGAAUCAUACCUCCAAACUCACGGUAUCACUGCUUCUACGAUUCUGCGACGCAUUGUCGAAGCAAACGAAGCCGCAUUUGAGCUCACUCAAGACGAUGCACUCACUAUCGAAAGCCAGGGAGUGCGCAGGUCUAAUCCGUGGUCGGAUGCAGUUCUUUGCAACAUGUGUAUCGAGAAUAUUGUUCGUAUUCAAGCUGGACCCUGGCAAUGGUGGAUGCGGGAGAGGGAGACGGCCGACCUGGAUCCUGUCGUUCAACUUCUUCCAAACUGUAUGGAUAUGAAUGCCGUACGCAAGUCAAGCCUGCACACGAAUCUUCACAUGCAGCUCGCUAUAAUCACAUCUGUUCCCGCACAAGGAGAGUCGAAUGAUCCAGAGUUUGACGAAUUUGCGCGGAAUUUCGAGGUGAUGGAAAAGGCGGUCGAGGCGCUUCUCAAGGACUCCAAAGUCUUUGCAGACAAUGUCAUCAGCUUUGCGAAUCUGUUUCACCCAUUACCGGGAGAGUAUGAUUUGCUACGACAACAUCCAGAGGCGGAGAAGACGGUCAAGAGCGUUGAUAAAUAUACGACGGCGAUGCAGGAGCUGCGGGAUACAUUGGCGCCCGAACUCGAGUUGAUUGCGAGUCGGAUCAUUGAGCCGACGAAGGAAUUUCAGGCGGUCAUGAAGACGAUUCGGAAGAAUAUAACCAAGCGGGAACACAAGUUGGUUGAUUAUGAUCGACAUAACAAUAGCUUGACAAAGCUGAGAGAAAAGAAGGACAAGUCGUUAUCAGACGAGAAGAAUCUGUUCAAGCUUGAACAAGAGUUUGACGUUGCAACCCAAGAGUACGAGGCUAUCAAUACGGCCCUCAAGGCGGACUUGCCCCAGUUUAUGGUCUUGGCCACACGCUUCAUCGACCCGCUUUUCCAUUCGUUCUACUACAUGCAACUCAACAUUUACUACUUGAUGAUGGAAAAGUUGCAGGGUUUCGCCACGGAGUCCAAGUACCGCUAUGAGGUGACGGGUCAACAGAUCCAAGAAGAGUACCAGGAAAGACGUGGCGAUACCUGGGAGAAAGUUGAUGCCUUGACAAUCAACAAACGGAUGGCGUCUACAGGCAAGCAAUACCCCACCAUGAGACUACAACAAAAGCGAUCUGGAACGAGUUUGUCGCGUGCUACUACAAGCGCUUCGAUGGCGUCGAGUUCAUCCGGUACCUCGUCAUUUAAGAAGGCGCCUCCACCUCCACCACCAGGAUCGGCAGGUUUCAAAAAGAUGCCACCUCCGCCUCCACCGGGUUCGUCUGCUGCGGCUGCAGCGAAGCGAAUGAAUUCCGGUCCUCCCGCUUCGAGCUCUGCUCCUCCACCUCCUUAUACUGCAGGAAACAGUCCUGCAGCCGCCGUGGCCGCAGCGACCAAGCGACCACCUCCGCCUCCACCGGCCAAGAAACCUGCUGUCCCACAGCCGACGUAUGUGAUUGCUCUGUAUGACUUUACUGCCCAGGCUGAUGGUGACCUGGACUUUGUGACGGGGGAUAAGAUAGAGGUGUUGAAUCGUACAGCCAGUCAAGAGGACUGGUGGAAAGGUCGAUUGAACGGACGAGAAGGUGUCUUUCCAGGCAACUAUGUGCGGGAUGCAUAA